This is a messenger RNA of Rasamsonia emersonii CBS 393.64, 960 nucleotides long. RefSeq names its product 3-oxoacyl-[acyl-carrier-protein] reductase. Gene Ontology annotation, molecular function: oxidoreductase activity. The transcript is spliced from 2 exons. Bases 1 to 960 code for a protein of 319 amino acids. NCBI's taxonomy places the organism in Eukaryota, Fungi, Ascomycota, Eurotiomycetes, Eurotiales, Trichocomaceae. The record is from RefSeq and is a predicted model, not a curated record.
AUGAACAAGGUGCAGUCCAGAGUUCAAAGACUCCAUAUUUCAUCCGAGACGAGAGUAGCGGCCCAGAAAAACAACCAGGAGUUUUUGCUCUCGAGUCUUUUCGAUGUCAAAGGGAAAGUCGCCCUCAUCACCGGCGGCGGUUCCGGCAUCGGGCUGAUGGCCACCCAAGCCCUAGCCGUCAACGGCGCCAAAGUGUACAUCGUCGGCCGAACCGAAGAGAAACUGGAGCGGGUGGCCGAGCUAUACGGCGCCAACAUCGCCGGGCAGAUCAUCCCCCUGACGGCGGACACGUCGCAGAAGGCGUCUAUCGCGCAGCUCGUCGAGACGUUUACGUCUCGCGAGAACCAUCUGUCUGUCUUGAUCAACAAUGCCGGCAUCGUGGGCCAGGCCCGGCAGGACGUCGAGCGCCAGCAUCCGGAGACGCUGCGCCAGACGCUCUUCGACGACGAGUCGGCCACGGAGAACGACUGGGAGAGCGUGUACCGGACGAACGUGUGCCAGCUGUACUUCAUGACAGGGGCGUUUCUGCCAUUGCUGCAGAAGGGUACUGAGGCCGAGACCGCCCAGCAGGAGGGCUUCUCCAGCACCGUCAUCAACAUCACCUCCAUCUCCGGCAUCGUCAAGACCUCGCAGCACCACUUCGCCUACAACGCCUCCAAGGCAGCCGCCAUCCACCUGACCAAGAUGCUCGCGCACGAGAUCGCGUCGUCCGGGCUCAAGAUCCGCGUCAACAACAUUGCUCCGGGGGUCUUCCCCAGUGAGAUGACUGCCCAGGAGAGCGAUGAAAGACAGAAGAGUUUCCUCCCCAAGGAGCAGUACGAACGGAAGGUCCCGGCUGGUCGGCCCGGGAAUGACCGUGAUAUGGGCAGUGCGGUCCUGUUCGCGGUCGCUAAUCAGUAUCUGAAUGGACAGACUGUCGUUGUGGAUGGUGGGUAUGUUUUAGCAGCUGGGACGGUCUGA